Molecule: messenger RNA, 1365 nt
Organism: Thermothelomyces thermophilus ATCC 42464
Lineage: Eukaryota; Fungi; Ascomycota; Sordariomycetes; Sordariales; Chaetomiaceae
Exons: 1
Coding region: 270-1193 (307 amino acids)
Source: RefSeq, a predicted model, not a curated record
CCACCAUCGUCGCAUGCUCAUACGUGUUGCUUCAAUCGUCUUGUCUAAUUUUCAACUUCCCAACCCCUGAUCUUUUUUGGUUUUUUUCCCAUUCACUUCUCUCUAAGCCUCAUUGGAACCAACGCCACAGAUCCGUCAACAUCAUCCUUCGGCGCCUUGGGCGCUCGCCGACUCCAAAAUAGCCAGGAUCACGAAGGCGUUUCAAAGUAGGAUUAGACUUUAGUUAAUGAUACCCGUUGCUUUGUUCUAACAUCAAAUUAGGGUUGUCAAUGACCGCCUUCUGCGACAUGGCGCGAGACUCGCGCGAUCCACUUGUACUCGGCGACCCUGCCCCACGGAACCCAACUGACAACCCGCGGUUUCUGGUGCACAAGCGCAACCCGCACUCGGGAGAAGGCCGUGCGCCCGUGACAUUUCCGAUAUUAUGCUUCGUCGUGGAGACGACCAUGGCUCACCUGGACAACGGUGUUCAGCUCUGCCAUUCCUCCCGCGAUGACUGCGCAAAUCUUGCUCUCGAGUGCAAACAGCUGCUAGUUGUCCCGAACUUGCUCAACGGGUUCCCGUUCCGUCUCGACAACGGAGUGCUUCCAUGGGCGCCAGAUACCGCUCUGUGCCUGACCUCAGGAGGCCGUGCAGUUCCUGCUGCCGACCUUGGUGCCGCCUCACCGGAGACACUCGACAAACAUGGCAGACACCCGACCUUUGGAGCGAGUUCGGAGCCGAACAACGGUGCUUAUGCGGGAUAUCGAGCAGCUGAUUGCGAUUCUUCGUACUCUCCUGCCCGUAGUUCUCACAAAGGCCCGGGAAAGUCUCUGAUUACCUGCCGGAAGCCCUUCGCUCAUGACUUCUUCGGGCACCCCAAUUCGACGGUAGCAACCACGACUCCCAUGACGCAACCCGGCUUCGAAUGGCGCGGGGAUGGAAAGGCGCAGCGCACUCCCCAGCCGAUCUCCCCCGACGCCCGACUUCCACAUACGACUGACCGGCACGGCGCGACAUCAGCCUUCAAUGUCACGUCUCUCUCCGGCCAGAGUGAACCUGGAGCGAAUCUGCUACUCGUUGCUGAUGCUGCCUCGACGUUUUUGCUGACGGCCCGCAUGUUGGCAGCAUUCGUUGAGUGGCAGUGGCCGAGGUGUGAGCCCUGCCCAGACCUUGGUUGGUCUCGGCCGGGGACACUGGUUGCGUGUGCCUAAACACCCAAGAAGGCUGAACAGGGGCAGAUGCCUCGUCCGGGGCCUAGGUUGUUAAUGGUGCAGAUGGCAGAUAAAGAACAGAAAACAGAAAAAAAAAGAUGGGAAAGGACAGAAACAGGAAGGAGAAGGAUGCGGAUUAUUAGAAGUUUCUCUGAAACUUCCCGACCUUGGA